GAGAAGAGGCCAGUAGAUCUGGGUUUUGUCCAGGGGGUCUCUGGGUUUAAGCACUGUCUACAAGCACUUGAGCUCAUUUUGCCUGUGACUUGGCUGGGUAGAACUUCUUUCUCUGCCCAAGCUGGUAAAAAUCUAAAACUUUACUCUUCAGAAUUCUUUCAGUAGCGCGACAUAUACAACCUAUCCUUUAGCAAAAAUGGAAGCUAUCAAGAAAAAGAUGCAGAUGUUGAAGUUGGACAAGGAGAAUGCCAUUGACAGAGCAGAGCAGGCUGAAACAGAUAAGAAGGCAGCUGAGGACAAAUGCAAACAGGUAGAGGAUGAGCUGGUAGCUCUGCAGAAAAAGUUGAAAGGAACUGAAGAUGAGCUGGAUAAGUACUCGGAGGCUCUCAAAGAUGCCCAGGAAAAACUAGAGCAGGCUGAAAAGAAGGCCACUGAUGCUGAAGGUGAGGUGGCAGCUCUGAACAGACGUAUCCAGCUAGUGGAAGAGGAGUUGGAUCGUGCCCAAGAACGGCUGGCCACAGCCUUGCAGAAACUGGAGGAGGCUGAGAAAGCAGCGGAUGAGAGUGAGAGAGGAAUGAAGGUUAUUGAGAACAGAGCAAUGAAAGAUGAAGAGAAAAUGGAAAUUCAGGAAAUGCAACUGAAGGAGGCUAAGCAUAUUGCUGAAGAAGCUGACCGCAAAUAUGAAGAGGUUGCCCGUAAGCUGGUUAUUUUGGAGGGUGAACUGGAAAGAGCUGAAGAGCGUGCAGAGGUGUCUGAAGUUAAAUGUAGUGACCUUGAAGAGGAGUUAAAGAACGUCACUAACAACCUGAAGUCCUUGGAAGCUCAGUCUGAAAAGUACUCGGAAAAAGAAGAUAAAUAUGAAGAAGAAAUCAAGAUUCUCUCUGACAAGCUGAAAGAAGCUGAAACUCGUGCUGAAUUUGCAGAGAGAACAGUUGCCAAACUGGAAAAGUCUAUUGAUGACCUGGAAGAAAAACUUGCUCAAGCGAAAGAAGAGAACUUGGGGUUGCAUCAGACACUGGACCAGACGCUAAACGAACUGAACUGUAUAUGAGAUGGCGAAGAACCCCAGCGGCCAACAGGAACUGAAGACUCCGUCUGCAUU
Molecule: messenger RNA, 1102 nt
Organism: Haliaeetus leucocephalus (bald eagle)
Lineage: Eukaryota; Metazoa; Chordata; Aves; Accipitriformes; Accipitridae
Gene: TPM4
Product: tropomyosin 4
Exons: 9
Coding region: 197-1051 (284 amino acids)
Biological process (GO): actin filament organization; muscle contraction
Cellular component (GO): actin filament
Molecular function (GO): actin filament binding
Source: RefSeq, a predicted model, not a curated record